Messenger RNA from Didymodactylos carnosus, 1989 nucleotides. Lineage: Eukaryota; Metazoa; Rotifera; Eurotatoria; Philodinida; Philodinidae. The record is from the annotation of a GenBank genome assembly.
AUGACGUUGAAUCAACUAAUCGUGGAUGAUGCAUCAACAGCGAAACAAGUGUCAAGUCAAGAAUGUAGUUAUUUAGGAAGGUUUAAUACAACAGGCUUUGGUUUGAUUCGAGCUUAUGAGGGGAUACCAGAAAAUUUAGUGGUUAAUUUAAUUGUAUCAGCGGUACAACCAAAUGAACAAAAAUUUGCUCAUACGACCAUUGCCAAUUUGCGAGCAGAUUCUAAUUUGUUAUGGAUUCAUGGUGUGGCAUCAAUUUUUUUUGUUUUGACUGGUAUAUUUGUGGCUUAUUUAUAUACAAAUGCAACGAGAUAUUAUGCCAAAGAAGAUCUGGCUAGUCGUACGCUAUUAAUACGCGGUAUUCCUCGAGAAGCAUGUGAUGAAGACAAACUAACAAAUUAUUUCAAAGAAGCUUAUCCGUAUUAUCGAAUAACUCAUUUGACACUGGCUUAUCAUAUUGCUCAACUUCAACAUUUGUAUAAACGAAGAGAAUUUUAUCAUCGUGUGCUGGAUGCAAGUAAAAAAAUAUAUGAAACUACUGGUAGAAGACCUAUUGUACACAAUAGUAAAUGUGGACAAAUCUGCGUUCUGUCAGAAUGUUGUGCAAAAGAGAUCGACGCACUUGAAUAUUAUGAAAAGUUAUAUGAUGACUUUAAAGAGAAAUUAAUUGAUGAAUAUGAGCAUGUACGAGAGAAAAAGAUUGGUAUCGCUUUUGUUUCAUUUGAUACAGCGCCACAGGCAUUAACAGUGUAUUCGGAUUUUCGUGCUACAUGCUGUGCACGUGAUCGUCGUCCGGAAACAUCUUCAAGUAAAGCAAUGAAAAUACAUGAAUGGAUUGUCAGCUAUGCACCUAGUCCGAGAAAUAUAAUAUGGAGAAAUAUACCAUUAAGUGAAGUGUCACAUUGGUUUCGUAUAAUUAUCGUUAACAUAAUAUUAAUGUUUUUUAUGAUAUUUUUAACAACACCGUCGAUAGUUAUGAGUACGAUUGAUAAAGUGGCAAAUAAAUAUCGAUCAAUAGAUCCGUUGAAAAGUGUGACAAAACAAAUUCAAUUUCCCGUAUUUAUUACAUCAGUAAUGCCUGUUCUACUGUUACGUAUAUUUGCAUCGGCUAUGCCUUCAUUAGUUAGUGUGACAUCAUUAUUAGAAAAACAAUGGAAAAAAUCGGCGUUAGACAAAUCAAUGAUGGUUAAAUUAUUCAUAUUUUUAUGUAUGAUGAUUCUAAUACUGCCAUCACUCGGUUUAACAAGUAUUGAAAGCUUUUUACGUUGGGUUUUUGAAACAGAAGGACCACCAGGAAAAGUUACAGAAAAAUUUCGAUGGAUGUGUGUAUUUCUUCCUGAUAAUGGCGCAUUUUUUGUCAAUUAUAUUAUCACAUCUGCAUUCAUCGGCGCAGCCAUUGAAUUGUUACGUUUAGCUGAUCUUGUCUAUUAUUUAUAUAUUAUUGCAACGGCUAAAUCAAUAGCAGAAAGAAAAGUUAUAAGACAUGCAUUACAAUUCCCAUUUCGUUUUGGUGUUCAGUACGCAUGGACAUCUGCAGUGUUUUGUGUAAUUGUAGCGUAUGCUAUAAGUUGUCCACUAAUAACACCAAUCGGACUCAUCUAUAUGUUAAUUAAACGCGCUGUGGAUAAAUACAAUUUGGUAUUUGUUUAUGAUACUGAAAUAGCUGAUAAAAGUGUACAUCGUUUAGCUGGAAAUUUUAUCAUUAUUGCUCUUAUUAUUCAACAAUUAACACUUUUAUUCUUUGUACUAUCACAACAACCGGCCGGUCUUCAACAAUUGGACGAGGGGGGUGUUAGUGAAUUAGCGAAAGCAGACCAAAAGCCAUCAACAUCGAAUUAUAUUCCAAGUGUCUUAACUACCUUAAUUGAUGAAUUCGAAGGUGAUGGCAAAACUGCUAAUCGUUCAUCUGAUCAUCGUUAUGGUUCAACUGAUAUUAGUGAUCAACCAAUUAUUGUUGGAGCGGAAGAUGAAAAUGAUCUAUUAACCGCUUAA